Tinamus guttatus (white-throated tinamou) is the source of this 465-nucleotide messenger RNA. The record is from RefSeq and is a predicted model, not a curated record. NCBI's taxonomy places the organism in Eukaryota, Metazoa, Chordata, Aves, Tinamiformes, Tinamidae.
AUGACGUCCGCGGUGACGUCCCCCGUGGGGGUAGCCCGUCUCCUGCAGAUGACGUUCGGCUGCACCACGUUCAGCCUGGUCGCCCACCAGGGCGGGUUCAGCGCAGCCUAUGGCACCUUCUGCAUGUUUGUCUGGACCUUUUGCUUCGCCAUUACCGUCUUCAUCAUCGGCUGCGAGUUCACGCGCCUGCACAGCUGCCUGCACAUCUCCUGGGGGAACUUCACCGCCGCCUUCGCCAUGCUGGCCACGCUCAUGUGCGCCACGGCCGCGGUCAUCUACCCGCUCUACUUCGUGCAGCUGGGCUGCUACCCCAUCGGCUCCCCGCGGCGCCCCGCGCUCUGCGCCAAGGGCCGCUGCCCCUGGGACAGCCAGCUGGUCAUCGCCAUCUUCACCUACGUCAACCUGCUGCUCUACGUCGCGGACCUGGCCUACUCCCAGCGCAUCCGCUUCGUCUCCCACCUGUAG